Lactuca virosa is the source of this 507-nucleotide messenger RNA. Lineage: Eukaryota; Viridiplantae; Streptophyta; Magnoliopsida; Asterales; Asteraceae. The record is from the annotation of a GenBank genome assembly.
AUGUCUGUCAAUGUUGGGUGCAUUGUCACUGUGAUGGAAUUAGUGGACGAUAACCUGCAGUAUAGAUGUGCUACAUGUUGUGGAGAAUGUUAUCAGGUCAGGGAUCUUGAAGAUGCUGUUCAAGAACUGUGGAGGAGGAGAGACAAAGCUGACCGGGAGCUGACCGCCAGUCUCCGGGCAGCUGCAGGGCUGCCCUUUUAUGCCAGAUAUCUGGCCCUCUUAAAAGAGGAAAAAGAGUUGUAUGCUAAGAUAAUUGAAGUUUUGAAAAUAGGAGGACUCUAUCACCUAUAUCUUGAUAUCAGAUUUCCUCCUCCAGAUUUCCUGAUUUUAUCUUCCAGACUUUCACUUCAGAAGGUUUACAGUUCUAUACGGGACGGAACAGAAAUACAAAAAAUAGGGGUCCGAAUACAAGAAAUUGAUGAAGAAGUAGGAAAAUGUAGCAUUUCUAAAAGAGAUGAAAGAUGUUUUUUACUGAUUAUAAAAGAGAUCAAAGAUGAUUGGGAAUGA